This is a messenger RNA of Adineta ricciae, 927 nucleotides long. The record is from the annotation of a GenBank genome assembly. NCBI's taxonomy places the organism in Eukaryota, Metazoa, Rotifera, Eurotatoria, Adinetida, Adinetidae.
AUGUCCUCUUCCCAGAAUAAUCAAUCGACGAUUUAUAUUUCAAGUAGUUUACUCAUUUCUCUUAUCCAAAUACCAAUUCUUUCAUUGACGAUUGUUCUUGCUAUUGCUUAUAUUCUACUUUUACUUAUUCGACCAGCGUUCCGUCAUAAUAAACUUAACUGGUUUACGAUUAAUGUAUGUCUGACAAGUACAUGUAUAUCUACUUAUUUCCUUGCAAUAAAUAUUCAGCUCGUCCUCAGCAUUUCAAGUUCGCUUUCCAUUCGUCUUCAAUUCUUUUUACAAUAUAUGGGUAUAUCGCAAGUAACAUAUUCACAUUGCGCAAUUGCCUGUAGUAGACUUUUAACUGUUGUUUAUGCAAAUAAACGCAUUUUUCAAUCCAAUGUAUGCAUAUGUUGUUGUGUCAUUUGUGGAUGGAUUCUUGCCGUGGUCCUUACCAUGCCACUUUUAUUUCAAGAUAUUCUUAUAUUUUAUUCAAAUUCGUUAGCAACCAAUUUUUGGUCGUAUUAUUAUAUUGUCAUUACAUUGUUCUUACCACUUGUUAUUGUUACUGCAUGCAAUACUCGAACAUUACUCUUCAUACGAAGUUCAACUCGUCGAAUACAUGCGAUGGGUGCGGAUGGUCAAGGAAAUCAAAAUCGUGAUGGUCUUCUUAUUAAAACAAUGGUUGGUAAUUUUAUCGUGUUUCUAGGAGGAUGGUCUCCUCCUAUGAUAAUACAGCUAUUCAAUAAAACUAAUUAUAUUCCUGUAUCUCUGAAUAUAUAUUUUCAAACGGUUGCAGUGCUCACUUUAUUCCAGAGUGUGGUGUUAUUAAUAGUUACUAACCAACCGGUACGAACUUUUUUGAAACAAAUCGUUGUGGGGCAACCACGAGUUGUAAAUGCAAAUAGAACACAGAUUAAACGACAAACAAUUAUAGCUCCUCAUUAA